Messenger RNA from Macaca mulatta (Rhesus monkey), 4625 nucleotides. It is a transcript of the gene DGKQ, whose product is annotated as diacylglycerol kinase theta. Gene Ontology annotation, biological process: phospholipase C-activating G protein-coupled receptor signaling pathway. Gene Ontology annotation, cellular component: membrane. The record is from RefSeq and is a predicted model, not a curated record. Lineage: Eukaryota; Metazoa; Chordata; Mammalia; Primates; Cercopithecidae. Gene Ontology annotation, molecular function: ATP-dependent diacylglycerol kinase activity.
GCGCGGACCAAAAGGGGCUCGGGCCGCUCGGGCCGGGAAUGGCGGCGGCGGCCGAGCCCGGGGCCCGUGCCUGGCUGGGCGGCGGCUCCCCGCGCCCCGGCAGCCCGGCCUGCAGCCCCGUGCUGGGCGCAGGAGGCCGCGCGCGCCCGGGGCCGGGACCCGGGCCGGGGCCGGGGCCGGGACCCGGGCCGGGGCCGGGGCCGGGGCCGGAGCGGGCGGGCGCCAGAGCCCCGGGCUCCGUUGCCGGGCCGGGACACAGCUUCCGGAAGGUGACGCUCACCAAGCCCACCUUCUGCCACCUCUGCUCCGACUUCAUCUGGGGGCUGGCCGGCUUCCUGUGCGACGUCUGCAAUUUCAUGUCCCAUGAGAAGUGCCUGAAGCUUGUGAGGAUCCCGUGCACGAGUGUGGCGCCCAGCCUGGUCCGGGUUCCCGUGGCCCACUGCUUCGGCCCCCGGGGGCUCCACAAGCGCAAGUUCUGUGCUGUCUGCCGCAAAGUCCUGGAGGCGCCUGCACUCCACUGCGAAGUGUGUGAGCUGCACCUCCACCCAGACUGUGUGCCCUUCGCCUGCAGUGACUGCCGCCAGUGCCACCAGGAUGGGCACCAGGAUCACGACACCCAUCACCACCACUGGCGGGAGGGGAACCUGCCCUCAGGAGCGCGCUGCGAGGUCUGCAGGAAGACGUGCGGCUCCUCUGACGUGCUGGCCGGAGUGCGCUGCGAGUGGUGCGGGGUCCAGGCGCACUCCGUCUGCUCCGCGGUGCUGGCUCCCGAGUGCGGCUUCGGGCGUCUGCGCUCCCUGGUCCUGCCCCCGGCAUGCGUGCGCCUCCUGCCCGGUGGCUUCAGCAAGACGCAGAGCUUCCGCAUCGCGGAGGCGGUGGAGCCGGGCGAGGGAGGCGAUGGCGCGGACGGGAGCGCUGCCGUGGGUCCAGGCAGAGAGACACCGGCGACUCCGGAGUCCGGGAAGCAAACGCUGAAAAUCUUUGAUGGUGACGACGCGGUGAGGAGAAGCCAGUUCCGCCUCAUCACGGUGUCCCGCCUGGCCAGUGCCGAGGAGGUGCUGGAGGCCGCGCUUCGGGUCCACCACAUCCCCGAGGACCCUGGCCACCUGGAGCUGUGCCCGCUGCCCCCUUCCUUGAAGGCCUGUGACACCUGGGCUGGGGGCAAGGCUGGGAGUGCUGUGAUUUCGGAGGAGGGCAGAAGCCCUGGGUCUGGCGAGGCCACACCAGAGGCCUGGGUCAUCCGGGCUCUGCCGCGGGCCCAGGAGGUCCUGAAGAUCUACCCUGGCUGGCUCAAGGUGGGCGUGGCCUAUGUAUCCGUGCGAGUGACCCCGAAGAGCACGGCCCGCUCCGUGGUGCUGGAGGUCCUGCCACUGCUCGGCCGCCAGGCCGAGGGUCCUGAGAGCUUCCAGCUGGUGGAGGUGGCGAUGGGCUGCAGGCAGGUCCAGCGGACAGCGCUGAUGGACGAACAGCCGUUGCUGGACCGGCUACAGGACAUCCGGCAGAUGUCCGUGCGACAGGUGAGCCAGACGCGGUUCUACGUGGCAGAGAGCGGGGAUGUAGCCCCGCACGUCUCCCUGUUUGUUGGCGGCCUGCCUCCCGGCCUGUCCCCCGAGGAGUACAGCAGCCUGCUGCAUGAGGCCGUGGCUACCAAAGCCACCGUGGUGUCUGUGAGUCACGUCUACUCCUCCCAAGGCGCAGUAGUGCUGGAUGUCACCUGCUUUUCGGAGGCCGAGCGGCUGUACGUGCUGCUCAAGGACAUGGCUGUGCGGGGCCGGCUGCUCACUGCACUGGUGCUCCCCGACCUGCUGCACGCGAAACUGCCCCCAGACAGCUGUCCCCUCCUUGUGUUCGUGAACCCCAAGAGUGGAGGCCUCAAGGGCCGAGACCUGCUCUGCAGCUUCCGGAAGCUACUGAACCCUCACCAGGUCUUCGACCUGACCAACGGGGGUCCCCUUCCUGGGCUCCACCUGUUCUCCCAGGUGCCCUGCUUCCGGGUGCUGGUGUGCGGUGGCGACGGCACUGUGGGCUGGGUGCUCGGCGCCCUGGAGGAGACGCGGUACCGACUGGCCUGCCCGGAGCCUUCUGUGGCCAUCCUGCCCCUGGGCACAGGGAAUGACCUUGGCCGAGUCCUCCGCUGGGGGGCAGGCUACAGCGGCGAGGACCCGCUCUCCGUGCUGCUGUCCGUGGAUGAGGCCGACGCCGUGCUCAUGGACCGCUGGACCAUCCUGCUGGACGCCCAUGAUACUGCCAGUGCAGAGAAUGGCACUGCAGACGCAGAGCCCCCCAAGAUCGUGCAGAUGAGUAACUACUGUGGCAUUGGCAUCGAUGCGGAGCUGAGCCUGGACUUCCACCAGGCACGGGAAGAGGAGCCUGGCAAGUUCACAAGCAGGCUGCACAACAAGGGUGUGUACGUGCGGGUGGGGCUGCAGAAGAUCAGUCACUCUCGGAGCCUGCACAAGCAGAUCCGGCUGCAGGUGGAGCGGCAGGAGGUGGAGCUGCCCAGUAUCGAAGGCCUGAUCUUCAUCAACAUUCCCAGCUGGGGUUCCGGGGCCGACCUGUGGGGCUCAGACAGCGACACCAGGUUUGAGAAGCCGCGCAUGGAUGAUGGGCUGCUGGAGGUGGUGGGCGUGACGGGCGUCGUGCACAUGGGCCAGGUCCAGGGUGGGCUGCGCUCCGGGAUCCGGAUUGCCCAGGGUUCCUACUUCCGGGUCACACUCCUCAAGGCCACCCCGGUGCAGGUGGACGGGGAGCCCUGGGUCCAGGCCCCGGGGCACAUGAUCAUCUCAGCUGCUGGCCCUAAGGUCCACAUGCUGAGGAAGGCCAAGCAGAAGCCGAGGAGAGCCGGGACCACCAGGGACGCCCGGGCGGAUGCGCCUGCCCCUGAGGGCGAUCCUAGGUAGGGGUGGCUGAGGCAGCCCAGGGGCUCGAGCCGUCUCUGCCUCCACCUCCGCCAGCCUUGUUUUCAGUUGGUCUAGAGGCAGCUCCACGUCCACACGGUGGCCGGCCUUGUGGUUGGACUUGGCUACAGCCCUGACCGCAUCAUCUUCCUGGGGCCAGAGCAGGACCAACCCUCAUCCCACUGGAGACUGCUGUGUGGGUGGCAGUGUUUCCCCGUGUCCUGGGUGGGCACAGGGCUCUGGCGGGCAAGCCGUCUGCCCUGUGGGGGCCUGGUCCUCUCCUCAGGGGUGGGCACUCAUCCCUCUAUACCUCUCCCUGCCAAGCCCCUUGAGCUGGAGAGUGCUGGACGCUGGCCGUCCAGGUGGGUCUGACCUCGCUUUGUGUCCCUCAGGCCUUCCCCCUGGCCAGUCUUUCAGAGCAGCAGGCUCCCUGGUGUGUCCUUACCCCCAGCAGACACAGGCUGCCAGCCCCUCCAGCCUCCCCUCCCCGCCCCGGGCAGCAGGUGUGGGCAGUCCCUGGUGGGCAGCGUUGGGCUGCUGGGUGGUUGUGACUGGUGACUUCCUUGUGUUGCGGGAAGAGAGAAGGUGCCUUCCCUUGUUUUCUGGCCUUGUUAUAUACAGAUGGCAGCUUGGACCCCAGGUACAGCUGCAGGGGCACAGUGCCCAGCUGGGCCUGGUGGCCCUUUCCUAGUGCCUGUGCUGGGGGAGGAGAGCCUCUGUCGUGUGGAGGCCAGGAGGUCUCAGGUGCUGCCCUGGCAGCACCAGAAUGUGGGCCGGGCCCAAGUGUCUGCCCCUCGGCCCUCAGGGUGGGGCAUUUAGCACCCAGAAGAGACCAAAAGCAGGACAUGGCGGUGCGGAGGAGUUUGUGGAGGCGGAGACAGCUCCACGCAUGUGGCGGAGGAGCUGGCUUUCAGCCCCAGACCCCACGCUAGCACUUUCCACGCUGCUUGCUCCCUGCUGACAUGCAGUUCCCAGUGUCUGUGUGAGCCGACAUCUGCUCAGUCCUAUCCCUCGUCAGCAUGUGGAGACCCAGCUCCUGCAGCGCCCCUGCUCCCACGUCCCCCAGACAGCUCGGUGGAGGGUCCUGCGUCUGGGCCAGGCUGGGGUGCACCCAGUCAAAAGACAAAGCUGCCUCCACGUGCCCAAGGAUUCAGACGGUGCACUGGCCCCACGAGGAGUCUGACCAAAAAUGGAGCCAGCCCUGUGGGAAGCCCUGACUCCCCCCACGAGAAACAGGCCCACGGUGAGGAUAUCCCCCUUCCCCUUGUGGGGCACAGCGGGCCUGGGCCUCCGAUUCUGCGGAGCUUUCGGGGUGUGGCCUUGACCUCAGAAGUGGCUCUGGUUUGGCCUCAGAAGUGUGUGGCCUGGCCCAGCCUGCUGCAGCCUCCUGGGGGACCCUUGGUGCCACUAAUCCUGACUCCCCCGCUUCUGCCAAAACUGCACAGACACAUGCAUUGUAAGGCCUGCUCACGGCCUCAAGUGUGCACUCUUGUUUACGUCGUCAAGACCAGUCCUUCAUUUGUGAUUAGUUUUGCUUCGCGAGCCCUGGUGUGGACUGUGGUGUGUAUGAAUCGUUAACUGUGGUGAGGGGCUUGUCCUGUAUGUGAAUGAGUCUGUACCCAGGUGAGCUCUGUGCCCUGUACACCAACCGGGCCCCUCUGUAUUUAUCGCUGCCUGAAUGCAACAGUAAUUUAUAUCUGGGACAAAUACAGUUUGGGCGUCACUGUC